Molecule: messenger RNA, 1499 nt
Organism: Brassica oleracea var. oleracea
Lineage: Eukaryota; Viridiplantae; Streptophyta; Magnoliopsida; Brassicales; Brassicaceae
Product: U-box domain-containing protein 7-like
Exons: 2
Coding region: 93-1292 (399 amino acids)
Cellular component (GO): cytoplasm; nucleus
Molecular function (GO): protein binding
Source: RefSeq, a predicted model, not a curated record
AUAUAUACACACGUAGUAUGUAACUGUUAGCUAACGCCAUACUCAAUACGUCUCUCUGAAAACAGAUCUUUCGUCCAUUUCUCUCUCUCAAAAUGGACCUCGCCUGCACCGUCCCUUCUUCUUCUUCUUCCUCUUCCUCCGUUUCAUCAAUCGACACGAGCCACGACUGCGACUCGCCGCGCGGCGGAGACGCAGAUCACGAACUGCUCCACGCGGGGGUUUCGGUUUCUGUUUCUUCCUCGUCGUCUUCCGCCUCGAUUCAGAGAAUCCUCGGUUUGAUCCGAUCUGAGGAUCCGGAUUCGAGGCUGUUCGCAGCUGGAGAGAUCCGUCGGCUGACGAAGACGUCGCAUAGGUGCCGCCGACACUUUUCGCAGGCCGUCGAGCCGCUAGUUUCGAUGCUGACGUUAUUAGACUCGCCUGAAUCGCACCACGAGGCGGCUCUGCUUGCUCUCCUUAACCUCGCCGUUAAAUACGAGAAGAACAAGGUGAGCAUAGUUGAAGCCGGUGCUUUAGAGCCAAUCAUGAACUUCUUACAAUCUAACAGACCAACACUUCAAGAAUACGCUUCUGCAUCUCUGCUCACACUCUCCGCAUCCGCUACCAACAAACCCAUCAUUGGAGCUAACGGAGUGAUUCCACUACUAGUCAAAGUCAUUAAACACGGAAGCCCACAAGCUAAAGCUGAUGCAGUCAUGGCACUCUCCAACCUCUCCACGCUCUCCACUAACCUAACCACGAUCCUAGCGACCAAACCACUCUCGCCGAUUCUGAAUCUCCUCAAAACAAGUAAAAAAUCGUCGAAAACAUCUGAGAAAUGCUGUUCCCUGAUAGAGUCCUUGAUGGUUUCUAACGAGGAAGCGAGAACGGGUUUAGUCUCAGAUGAAGGAGGAGUGUUGGCAGUGGUGGAAGUUCUUGAAAACGGGUCACUACAAGCUAAGGAGCACGCCGUUGGUGUGCUAUUAACACUGUGCCAAAGCGAUAGGAGUAAAUACAGAGAGCCGAUUCUCAGAGAAGGUGUAAUACCGGGACUCCUUGAGCUCACGGUUCAAGGGACAUCGAAGUCUCGUACCAAAGCACAAAGGCUUCUCUGUUUGCUAAGGGACUCGGAUAGCUCGAGAUCAGAGGUUCAACCGGAUACAAUAGAGAACAUAGUGUCGAGCUUAAUCUCUCAUAUAGACGGAGAUGAUCAGUCUGGUAAGGCGAAGAAGAUGUUGGCUGAGAUGGUGCAAGUUAGCAUGGAGAAGAGCUUGAGACAUUUGCAAGAACGUGCUUCCACUCUUGUCCGUCCCUAAGGGUGAUGAAAAGAUUGAAGGAUGCAUUAUAUAUGCCAGUCCAGUGCCGGCGUUUUGGUUCUUAGUGACUGGUUUGUUUCUUUUUUACUCAAAAGUGUUCAUAAUAAAAAGCUCUUUGUAAGUUGAAAAGUCUUUGGUACAUUUCUAUAGAAACGUUUUGUUUUUUAACUUCUAAAAAGUUUCAAUGUACAGUAUGUUGUUGAGCCA